UUAUUUCCUAGGUUUCUUCUGCUCACUGUCUGAAAAUGUUCUGUUGUCACGGCAUCUGGUAGAAGACAAUUUUUGGCCAGCGUGCCAUGACGUCCCCUGCAGAUGAAGAGGUAGAUAUUGCAGACUGGCUCUGUGACAUUCAUUUGGAGAGAUACCAGGACAAUUUCAGGCAGCAUGGCUACCACCGAGUUAAAGAUAUUCUGUCAGUGGAGAAUGAGGUCCUUCAGCAAAUUGGUAUUGGUGCCACAGGCCACAGGAAGAGAAUAAUUAGUCAAUUGAGAAAUAUAUCGGGUGACUCAAAGUUACUUUCCCCUUCAAGUAGUAUGGAGACAUCAGAGUCUCUUGAAUAUCUAAGCAAAGAAGAAAAAGACAACAGCACUGGUAAGAAAGAUCAAGCAGAUGGAAAAAUAAUUUAUACGGAACCCAUUGUCAAGCCAGUGCCAAAGCCAAGAACUGUAUUCAAUAAAAGUACUAUAACAACAAAUAAGGAUCUUGUAGUAGCCAUGAUGUCCACCACAUCAUCAUCAUCUGAUUAUUUAGAACCUAAUUCAGCUACAGCUAAAAAGGCUUCCUCUCUUCAGGAAACAACUGUUCCAAGAGGAAGCAGCUUGGAUACAGAGAACUGUAAUUCAUACACAGGGCUGAAGCCAGAAGGGGUGGAGAUGGAGGCUGGUUCUUCUCAGUAUACUUCCGCUGGGGUUGGGAAAACAUUCCAUCCCAUUCCUCCUCUCCCUAUGCGUCAGAACAAAGAAACUUCACAAACUGGCUCAUCUUACCAGCAAUACAAGCUUCAGAUGGAAGCGGAUACCAUACAGUGUUCUCCAUUAUCGAUUUUGUCUUCCUUUGCUGGAAGUAAAGAGGAAGUUACCUCCUUUUCAACCAGUCCUCCAUCUCCACAGGAAACACUAACAAUGAUAUCCAAUGAGAUCUAUUCUGGGUUUGGUCCCAGGACUGACUCUGUUAGCUGUCCUACAGACAUUAAAGGAACACAAAAUUAUUUAAAUCCCCCUGACAUGAUUAAGCAAGAAACAACACCAACGCCAGAAAGAAUAAAUUUUUCAGGUUCGGCUGAAGUAGAUUCACCUGCUGUUCCUGAAAGGCCUUUGUCUAGUUUUGUGUCUGCGGAAGCAAUCAACCCAUACUGUGAAACCCCCUUCACCCGCUUCCAUCAAUUACAAGACUCAAAGGAUUCUAAGAAUGGCAAAAUCCGGUCAUGUUCUACAAUGCCCAUGUUUACUCCAGGAGAGGAUAGAAGUCAUGCCAGGAAUAUUGGUGAGACGGCUAAGGAGAAGAAGAGUGAUGAUGAAGAUGGAAAAACUCAGCGAAUCACGCAAAUUAUACACAAUGAGCAGGAAGGUUACUCCACUGUGGACUCUCCUGCAGAUAACAAGAGGUUUAGUCUCCCCUCCGACUUGUACAAAGAUGAAAUACUAGAUGACUUGACCAUAUCACCCUAUGCCAGCUACACAUCCAUCUAUGACAAGUCACGGCCAGUACUUAGUGGAUGGUUGGAUAAGCUGUCCCCACAAGGGAACUAUGUCUUUCAAAGAAGAUAUGUGAAAUUUGAUGGCAAGAAUCUAAUGUAUUUCAGUAAUGACAAGGACAUGUAUUCUAAAGGUGUCAUCCCCCUGACUUCUAUUGACAUGGCUCGUUCAACCAAGGAGAACAAGUUUGAAGUAGUGACAAAACACCGGAUUUUUGUAUUCCGUGCUGAGAGUGAAGCGCAGAGAAGUGAAUGGUGCUCAACCAUACAGAACAGGGUGAAAGAACAGCGUAUGUUUAACCAACGUCCUCGCUCCACCUGCAACUUCUCCAGGGCAGGCUACCUAGAGCUGAAAGGCUAUAAGUCUAAGGUAUUUGCAGUCCUGACAACAGAUGAAUUAUGGGUCCAUAAAAAUGAACAGUUUUUCAAAAUGGGCAUUGGAAUGUUUGUGAUUGAAAUGAAUGGUUCCACCAUCCGAGAUGGGCGCAACAAGACCUUUGAGUUGAUCACGCCACAAAAAACUUUCAGCUUCACUGCAGAAUCUGACAGGGAGAAGAAGGAGUGGAUGGAGGCCCUGCUGGAAUGUAUAUCUGAAUCACUCUCAGACUACGAGGUGGCUGAGAAGAUUUGGUCCAAUAAAACCAACAAGACCUGUGCUGACUGCAAAGCCUGCAAUCCUGAUUGGGCCUCCAUAAAUCUGUGUGUUAUCAUAUGCAAGCAGUGUGCAGGUCUGCACAGAAGUCUGGGAACAAAUAUCUCCAAAGUGCAGAGUCUGAAACUAGACAUCAGCAUCUGGAGCAAUGAGAUUGUGCAGCUAUUUAUUAUCCUGGGGAAUGAUCGAGCCAACCGAUUCUGGGCAGCACGUGUGCCACCGUCAGAGGUUCUUCAUCCAGACGACUGCAUAGAACACAGACGAGACUUCAUAGCACACAAGUACCGUGAAGGGAAAUACAGAAGUCCUCACCCUCAUUACAGUACACAGGAGGAAAUACUCAAGGUGCUCUGUACUGCUGUCACAGGACCUAACCUGCUGAAGACGGUGAUGCAGUUUUUCUCUGAUGCUGAAUCCACUGCUGAUCCCAUAGACAGCUCUACCCUCUCCCUACAAUCAGCGGAGACUUGGAAGGCGAGCACCUACAGCCUAAAUGAGGGAACACAGCCAGACGACAACAGUCAAUCAAGAGUCUAUGAUGAGAUCAUGCAGCCUGUGGUGCAUUCUGGGUACUUGAGCAAAGCCGCUGUUGUGAGCAAGACAUUCACAUCGAAGAAGAUGAAGGAUGAAUUCCACAAGCAGUGGUGUGUCCUGGAGAGAGCUCUCAUAUUUUAUGAAAAUGACAAGAGCUCGGAACAGAUUGGAAGGAUUGAUCCAUGUGAAGUUGUCUGUCUGGGGGUAAAUAAGGUUGACAUGUUGCACAGCCCAGCAGCUGUGGAAAGGUUUCGUUUCACUUUUGAGAUUUUCCUAACAUCAGAAAAAGUUCACCAAUUUGGAACCGAUGCUGCCGAAACCCUCCAGACUUGGACCAACUCUAUAGGGAAGUGGUUCACUCCCAUCAGCUGUCACUGCCUGUUGGGGUACGAGUUCCAGCGUGUGGGGAGAAUGCGUUACAAGGCCAUGCUGAAUCCCGACCAGUGGAUGGAAGGCUUCUUCCUGCUACAAAAAUCUCACCUUUUCAUCUGUCCCGAGGAGCAAGGAGCAGCAGAAGAUAGCGUCAACCUACGUAGUCUACAGGAACUCACUGUGGCACCAAUCACAGAAAAUUCAGAAAAGAAAGACGUCUUAAUUCUUGUAGAGAAAGGAAGGACGCUGUACUUACAAGGAAUUACACGUACUGACUUCUCAGCUUGGAGCAGCGAUAUCCAGGCAGCCGCAUGCAGUGGCGGCAACAUGUUACGAGACCAGCAACUCAGUAGGAAUGACAUUCCCAUCAUUGUAGACAGCUGCAUUGCUUUCCUUACCCAAUACGGCCUUCGUCAUGAGGGAAUUUAUCGUAAAAACGGUGCCAAGUCUCGAAUAAAGCUUCUGAUGGACGAGUUCCGCAAAGAUGCCCGAAACGUAAAAUUGCGCAUCAGUGAUAACUUUAUUGAAGAUGUCACAGAUGUAUUAAAGAGGUUCUUCAGGGAGUUGGAUGAUCCAAUUUUUACAACAGAACUUCACCCACAAUGGAAAGAGGCAGCAGAACACACUGAAAAGGCAAAGAGAUUGGAGAAGUAUAUGGAGUUAAUAAACCAUCUUCCCAAAGUCAACCGAGCUACACUGGCCGCACUGAUUGGUCACCUCUAUCGGGUCCAGAAAUGUGCAGACUUAAACCAGAUGUGCACCAAGAAUCUGUCACUGUUGUUUGCUCCCAGCUUAUUUCAGACCGAAGGAAAAGGAGAACACGAGGUGAAGAUAAUGGAGGAUUUGAUAGACAACUAUGCCAGUGUCUUCUGUAUUGAUGAAGAGCAAGUAACACAGAUGGAUUUAGAAAAUAGCCUCAUUACUACUUGGAAAGACGUCCAGCUGUCACAAGCUGGAGAUCUCAUUAUAGAGGUUUACUUAGAGAAGAAGGAGCAAGAUUGUUGUCUCACCUUAAAGGUUUCUCCAGUCAUGACCGCUGAAGAACUCACCAAUCAGGUACUGGAUAUGCGGAAUAUUCCAGCCAGCAUGGACAUCUGGUUGACCUUUGAAGUGUUUGAAAAUGGAGAACUUGAGAGACCUUUACACCCGAAGGAGAGGGUCCUAGAGCAAGCUCUACAGUGGUGCAAGUUGGCUGAGCCCAGUUCUGCAUUUCUGCUAGUAAAGAAGAUGUCCUUUGGUGAAGGAAGUUGUCUGUUCACAGGUGCAAAAAGAGAGAGCCCAAAAUGUGGAUUGUUGAAGUGCAGAGAGGAAUCUCCGAAGCUGCUGGGCAGUAAGUUCCAGGACAGAUACUUUGUGAUCAGGGAUCGCAAGCUGCUGCUUCUUAAAGAGAAAAAGAGUUCCAGGCCAGAAAGAGAAUGGUCACUCGAAAAUGCCAAAAUUUACAUGGGGAUUCGGAAAAAGCUGAAACCUCCGACCCCAUGGGGCUUUACAAUCUACAUGGAUAAACAGCAGUUGUGCUUAUGUUGUGCCGCACAAGCAGAGAUGUGGGACUGGAUCACAAGCAUUCUCAAGGCUCAGCACGAUGAUCUCCGCCCUGUGAUUUUAAGGCGACACUCUUCCUCAGAUGUAACAAAACAAAAAUUUGGCACCAUGCCCUUAGUACCAAUUCGCGGAGAUGACACCAACACCACCAUGGUUUCUGCAAAUCAGCAGCUGCGUCGUCUUCACACACGAAGGACACUGUCAAUGUUCUUUCCAAUGAAGAUGCAUCAAGACUCCCUUGAAGACCUACAGGAAAAGCAAGAUGAGGAGCACGAGCCCUUGUAUGAAGAGGUUGGAAAUUUCCAGAGCAUCCAGCAAACAGAUUCAGAUUGUGUUUUUUCAGCAGAACGAUUCCAGUUGCCCCCUCCCUUGGACCGGACCAAAAAGCCAGUAUUAAACCAAGAACCCAUAAAGCCAACCCCAAUUAAACCUCAGUCCCUAGAGAAACCGGACUGGGACAGUUACUCCAAGACUCAGUCUUUAGACAGAAACCUUUGUGUGGAUAAUUUUAAGAUGGUCCAAAGUGAUGUUAGAUCCCCCAUGCCAGACAGACGCACUAGUGCUUUUAUUACAAAAACUGCUUCCCUAGAAAGGCAGGUGGAGCCAAACCGAACUCAGACUGUUUCUACGAGAAGCCAGGUGGUUAAGAGUGCACUAGACUUGAGCACGUUGCCAUUGUUUUUUGAACCAACAGCCCCUUCAGAUCCAACGAACAUUCCUGCCUGGAAGAAGAUGUCUCCAAUGUCCUCUAAUAUGCAAGAAAAACUACUCCAGGAACUGAACACCAUGCUCAAUAAGAAAAACGACACUGGGUCUGAGCCAGGACAGCAAGUAACGUGAUGGAGAAUUGUAAAUGUUGAUAUGGCCUCCUAGAGCCUCAAAAGGCUAAAAUGGUGUCUGCAACCUGAAAUUAUAUGGUUGCAAUCCAGCUUUGACUCGUCUUAUAUGUAUUCUAGGUAUAUCUUUGUAUAAACUCCUGGUCAUGUACAGGUGAAACUCAAAAAGUUAGAAUAACGUACAAAGUUCAUUUAUUUCAGUAAUACAGCUUAAAAGGUGAAACUAACAUAUGAGAGACUCAUUACAUGCAAAGCGAGAUA
Molecule: messenger RNA, 5680 nt
Organism: Bufo gargarizans (Asiatic toad)
Lineage: Eukaryota; Metazoa; Chordata; Amphibia; Anura; Bufonidae
Gene: ARAP3
Product: ArfGAP with RhoGAP domain, ankyrin repeat and PH domain 3
Exons: 33
Coding region: 87-5423 (1778 amino acids)
Biological process (GO): signal transduction; positive regulation of GTPase activity
Molecular function (GO): phosphatidylinositol-3,4,5-trisphosphate binding; protein binding; GTPase activator activity
Source: RefSeq, a predicted model, not a curated record